Messenger RNA from Dovyalis caffra, 564 nucleotides. The record is from the annotation of a GenBank genome assembly. Lineage: Eukaryota; Viridiplantae; Streptophyta; Magnoliopsida; Malpighiales; Salicaceae.
AUGGAAGGAGAUGAAUCAAUAAUGCUCUGUAGAGAUGAGAUUUUGAGCAGCUUAUCUUCCAUAAGAUCGUUCAUGGAGGAGAUUUUGAGUUUGAAUAAUAUGAGUUUGAAUAGAAUGCCAUUGAUGGUAGAAACACUACAGGAGAAUACAGAAAUUCUAAGGGAGAGUGCAGAAACUCUAAGGGAGAGUACAGAAAAUCUGAGGAAGAGUAUAGAGGCAUUUAAAGAAGCAAUGAUGGUCAUAUUAAGGAAGAAGGCGAUAGUUGAUGAUGACCACCAUGAUGGAUCCUUAUGCUCAAUUUGCAAAGAAGACAUGGCAACUGGAACUAUAAUUGUUCAAUUGCCUUGCUCUCAUAAAUUCCAUAAGACUUGUAUUAUGGAGUGGUUGAAAAGGAAGGGGACAUGCCAGAAGUGGGCAUGUCCCUUCUGUCGAUUCAGAGAGGUUCAGAUUCAAAAUAUGGAAGGAGAUGAAUCAAGGAUGCUUAAUAGGGAUGAGUUUUUGAGAGAGUAUGGAAAAUCUGAUGAAGAGUACAGAAAAUCUGAAGAAGACUACAGAGGCACUUAA